Messenger RNA from Pochonia chlamydosporia 170, 219 nucleotides. RefSeq lists its product as hypothetical. The transcript has a single exon. The record is from RefSeq and is a predicted model, not a curated record. NCBI's taxonomy places the organism in Eukaryota, Fungi, Ascomycota, Sordariomycetes, Hypocreales, Clavicipitaceae. Bases 1 to 219 code for a protein of 72 amino acids.
AUGGGACCUUCUGGAGCGGCAGUGCGUCCAAACCAUUUUCACCCAAUUGUGGUGAUAGGAGGAAGCGCGUUGGGGGAGUGGACCUUCAGGAUUUGGUUGUCAGGAUUGAGACUCCAGCAUGGGGGAGUCUUACAUCGUUGUGACUUGGAUCGCUUCCAAGUGGGGCAGAAGCUGGUUGAAGGGGAAGUGCUUGCUAUUGUUCAGAAUCCCAAAAUUUAG